UCGUGACGUAUAUAUUUUCCUUCUUAUUCACUCGGCCUCGAAGAAAACGACAUUGUAUGUAAGUUUCCCGGGGUGAAAUAGUACAAAGCUAUGUAUACGAAUCAUUUGGUCAAUGUAAGAAUGCGAUCAACACCAAAGAUAAAUUAGGACCGAAGCGUUUUUAUUUAUCUUUAUUUACCUCUAUAACCUUGAGAUGACAGUUCCGGCGGUGGUGCUAGCGCUACAAUGCGCAAGCUUCUCGAUCGUUGAACCGCGAAAUGGUUACCAAAUACGUCCGCGAAGUGAUGAUGUCCACCCUCUGUGAAACACGAGAGACUCGAUAGUGAUGUGAUACUAGUAGAGUAGAGAAAGAAGGGGGAGGGACAAAAAAUAAAAUAAAACGAUAUCGAAAGAAAAGGCUGAGAGUAUCGGCGGAAGGUACAGAGUGAAAGAUAGAGGUAGAAAGAGUGGAACAGAGCGAGAGCGAAGAGAGCGAGCCGAGCGUUCGGCUUGACUCGAGUGCAGUGUACGGUGAUGCCGCGAGGAUGCCACCUUCGUCGGUCCUCUCGACACGAUAUAGGAAGGCGCGACGGUACCCCGUGAUCUGCCGGGGCCCCACGAUUCGACUGUGCCACGACAUUGCGCUAUUACUCGCGCAGUGCGGUGCAAGUGCAAGUGCAGGUGCAACUGUGAAGUGGUGCCAGUUCAACGACGACGAGAACGUACAAGCGGGAUACUACGCGGCGCAAGAAGUCCGACGAUGCGGCAAGUCAGGAAUCCUCCUUGUAUCCGGUGAUUCGCGAGUGACGCUCUCGAAGACAGAUCGGUUAGCGUUCGCGUGUUCGCGCAUGUGUGUCGCUAGGUGUUACGCAGAAAAGAUCGUUCUUUGUUCGAAAACGAGCAACGAAACCGGCGUACGAAUUACAUCUAUAGGAGGAACAGUGAAUUCGUAUUACGACUGCGAAUUCCCACCAGGAUCGAGUAAUUCGAGCUAUCCCGAGCAUCGUAGUUUCAGCAUAUUGGCUGCAGCAGAGAGAAAGCAACAGCUGCGCCAUUAUUUUUGAUCGCAUCUCUGAAGGGGAAAUAUUUAUAAUACCGUCGACGAAGAAAAACGGAACAACAAGGAGAAGAGGCGACCAGGCGUUUAAGAAUAUGAGGAAUGCUGUCACCCGGUCAAGACGGCCAAUCCAACAACAGUUACUCGCACGGUAAUGUCGUUCUUCAAGGUGCACCCUGCGGUCAGUGUCGAGAUUUAUGCCCGGCUGGAUAUGUGCCCCACUUUUGGCGAAAGGUGUGCAGAAGCUGCAGGUGUCCCAGGGAGGAGCAUCAGCGGACCUCGACAGAGGCGGGCGGUCCCUCGGGACUCGGCCUCGGUCCUGGUCCGCCGAUGGCCGUGGCUAUGGCUUUUCAGAGCGCGGCCGCUGGCUCUUCUCACCAGGAACCUUUCAAGAGUCCCAUGCAACCGGCUCCGCCAGGCCUCGCCCUUCAAGACGCCCUGAUGCAUCAUCAGAGGCACUCGCAGAGCGACGAUGACAGCGGUUGCGCGCUCGAAGAGUACACGUGGGUCCCGCCAGGCCUCAGGCCAGAUCAAGUACACCUGUACUUCAGCGCGCUACCGGAAGACAAGGUCCCGUACGCGGGCAGCGCCGGCGAGCGGGAGCGGGUUAGGCAGCUGCUACAGCAGCUCCCACCGCACGACAACGAAGCGCGGUACUGCAGCGGUCUGAGCGAGGAGGAAAAGCGGGAGCUUAGGACAUUCGCCACGCAACGGAAACGCGAGGCGCUUGGACGGGGACACGCGAACCAGCUGGACAGGCCCCACGGCGCCGGAUGCCGCGAAUGUACCAGGCCGAUCGCGGCCGGCGAGAUGGCGGUGGCUGCGAGCCGCGCCGGUCCGUCCGCCCUGUGGCAUCCGGCCUGCUUCGUCUGCUGCGUGUGCAGGCAGCUGCUCGUCGACCUGAUAUACUUCUGGAGGGACGGCAGGUUAUACUGCGGCCGGCAUCAUGCGGAAACGCUGAAACCGAGGUGCUGCGCCUGCGACGAGAUCAUACUUGCCGACGAAUGCACCGAGGCGGAGGGGAGGGCGUGGCAUAUGCGGCACUUCGCGUGCCUCGAGUGCGAUCGCCAGCUUGGUGGUCAGAGGUACGUGAUGAGAGAAGGUAGACCUUACUGUCUCCGAUGCUUCGAUGCUUCGUUCGCCGAGUACUGUGACAGCUGUGGUGAGCCGAUCAGCGUGGAUCAAGGACAAAUGUCACACGAGGGUCAGCACUGGCACGCGACUGAAGCUUGCUUCUGUUGCGCAACCUGCCGUACGUCCCUUCUCGGACGGCCGUUUCUUCCGCGAAGAGGUGCUAUUUAUUGCAGCAUAGCCUGUAGCAAGGGGGAACCCCCGACAACACCGAGCGAUUCUUCUGCUGGACCGCCACCACCACCUUCCUUCCUUAGAACUGGUCGGAGACCACCGCCACCAAGCGAAGGUUCCUCGAGCCCACCACCACCUCCGCCGCCUCCACCACCGCCUGGAUCCAGACACACCCUCUGUUCACCUCGUAACUCACCUCGAAUGAAUAGGAAGCAUCAUCAAAUGUCUGCUUCCCUAGCGACAACACCUACGCAAAGCACUUUGAGUCCUGAAUUCCCUACUGAAGGAUUCCCUUCAAGCGGUUCCAAACCGAGUGGCCUUGACCGAGUGUUGCUCGAGCGGAAUCUUGAGAGACUCCUCCAGGAACGUAGUUCACAUCCAGAGGAAAGCCGCAACGAAUUGGGAAGGUUAAUGCAGGCAAGAGACCGCGAGCCGUUGAGAUGCAUUCAAAAUUGUGCUCCUUCCCACGCGUCAAGCAUGCCAGAGCUGCCUCCACCUCCCCGGCCUCCGUCCGGAGCGUCGGCGUCGGCGUCAACAUCGUCCGGAAUCGUCGCAACCGCGAUUCCCGGGGUCGUGCUGGAAUCGGCGACGUCGCCGACGACCCUCGUCGUCAGCCAAACGGACCCUCCGACGCCGACGUCGCGGCGCGUGCGGUUCCAAGGCGACUUGGACGUGAACGACCAUGUUGCAGGGUCGUCGCGCGUCACCCUAUCGCCCAACAACGAUAGGAAUUCAUCCUCAUCACCCUCUCCACCCCCAGCGUCGCUGCCAAGAACGAAUGUGUCUCGAUCGAGAAGCUUGCAGCCAGAGGAAGUCGCCAGCACGUCCGCCUGGGGUGUCGCUGGGAGCUCAAAAUCAAGGAUAGAGGGCGACGAAGACGACGUGGAGUCUUGCUGUUCUACCUGCAGCUCCUCAAGCAGUUCCGAUGAAGCUGCUGCCUACGCCUUGCCACCGAGAAGAGCAUACGGCGGUGUCAGGAUAUCUUACGUGCCCAACGACGCAGUAGCAUGCGCGAGGAAGCGUACACCGACGUCUUCAAUGCCGAAUCAAGCGCAAAGGGAUGCAGACAAGUGUAUUGUGUCCUGAUGACCCCCUGAAGAGUUUCAAAUCAUCUUUACGUCGAUAUCAAUGUAUUGUCCAUUGAGGGAAACACUUUUACUUCACUGCCAGAUGAUGUGAAGAAGAAAUUCGUGCGAGUCUCGAACCGAUGAACAACGCGAAAAAUAUGGACUAACGCGAUAAAAUACAAGAGUUCCUAAAACCGACGUAAGAUUCGCCAUGUUUCCAGCACUCGAGACUCAGAUAAACGAUUUAAUAUACUCGUGUACAUAAUGAACGUACUUCCGAAAUGAUCGCUCGUGAAGACCGAACAAUCGCGACGAUCGCGCUUCUCCUUCUAUUUUUAAUACCCCGGUGUAUUUGAUAAUAAUAACGAUGAUGAUAACGUUAUAUUUUAUUACCAUUGCCAUUCCCGCUGCGUAAACGACAGUUCACACGGGCGCUGUGUUCUUGUUCGAGAUUCGAUCGUCUUGUCUUGACCAACUUUUUUUAGAUAAUAGUUUGAAAGAAAAAGGUUGGUCAACUCUACAAAGUAAAUAGUAUUUAACCGUGAUGCGACUGCAUGGCGUUACGCUGUAAGUACAAAUGAAGAGCGUUCGGGCCGAGAUGUAGACAAUCUGAAAAGUAUUUGGAAAAUAAAUUGAGACGAAGACUAAUUAAGCAAUUA
This is a messenger RNA of Bombus pascuorum, 4067 nucleotides long. RefSeq names its product prickle planar cell polarity protein 3-like. The coding region runs from base 1139 to 3427 and encodes 762 amino acids. Gene Ontology annotation, molecular function: zinc ion binding. The record is from RefSeq and is a predicted model, not a curated record. The transcript is spliced from 9 exons. Lineage: Eukaryota; Metazoa; Arthropoda; Insecta; Hymenoptera; Apidae.